UGUUUCCGUUUGCUAUUAAUGUCGCGUUAGCUACUUGCAAAUCGAAUAGACAACAUUAGGCUAUUUUUAACAAAUUUAUGUAGUAUUCUUACGGUUAAAGUUGUGCCGGUAAGUAGUUUGGCGACCGUCGCUUGUGGUUAAGCUGGAUAUAUUACGAUAAAUUAAUUGGGGUCUCUUUAACCUAGCUGAGUGGCCGUUUUUGUGUAGUUUAUGACCAUUUGAGCGGAUUGUUUUGCCUCACAGUGUGCCCCAUGCGUCCAGUAUGAGCGGGGGUUUGGCACCAAGCAAAAGCACUGUAUAUGUUUCGAACCUGCCAUUCUCUCUGACCAACAGUGACUUACACAAGCUGUUCACGAAAUAUGGGAAAGUGGUAAAGGUUACAAUAGUUAAAGACAAAGUCACUCGGCAGAGCAAAGGAGUGGCGUUUGUUCUCUUCCUGGAUAGAGAAUCGGCUCAAAACUGUGCAAGAGCAGUGAACAACAAGCAGUUGUUUGGCAGGACAGUGAAAGCCAGCAUUGCCAUAGACAAUGGGCGAGCAACUGAGUUCAUAAGGAGGAGAAACUACACAGACAAGACCAAAUGCUACGAAUGUGGGGAUUCAGGACAUCUGAGCUACGCCUGCCCCAAAAACAUGCUAGGAGAGAGGGAACCUCCGAAGAAAAAAGAAAAGAAAAAGAAGAAAAAGGCUCAACAACCCGAGCAUGUUGAAGAAGAGGAGGAAAGCGAAGAAGAGGGAGAAGACCCGGCGUUGGACAGUCUUAGCCAAGCCAUAGCUUUUCAACAAGCCCAUAUGGAGGAAGAAGAGAAAAAACAGAAGAGACCGCAUACGCCUCAAGAGGACAGUCCUGAUGCUUCAACUUCCUCAGACAAGAAACCAAGGAUCAAAAAGAGCGCAUAUUUCAGUGAUGAGGAGGAGCUCAGUGACUGAUCAUUUACAGACUUUCAGCAACAAAUUUUUGCAGAGUAUUGAAUUCAUUGUUUUUGCAUUUUUUCCCCAGUAAUGUCUGUUAUUAAGCAUCUGUAUAAUAGCUGUGGGCUUGAAUGAGUGUGUGUUUUUUGUUUUAUGUUGGUCAAUAAAAUUUUUAAUGAC
Molecule: messenger RNA, 1090 nt
Organism: Mugil cephalus (flathead mullet)
Lineage: Eukaryota; Metazoa; Chordata; Actinopteri; Mugiliformes; Mugilidae
Gene: zcrb1
Product: zinc finger CCHC-type and RNA binding motif 1
Exons: 7
Coding region: 263-928 (221 amino acids)
Biological process (GO): mRNA splicing, via spliceosome
Cellular component (GO): U12-type spliceosomal complex
Molecular function (GO): RNA binding; zinc ion binding
Source: RefSeq, a predicted model, not a curated record